AAAUUGUUUUCAUUCCGUUUGAAGUUGGUUAGUUUUCGAAUUUGAGGUUUUUGGUUUGUUUGAUCGAAAGUUUCUGAUUGCAUGAGAGUAUAGUGUCGCCAAGAUACUGAAUUGUAUUACUAUAAUGGCUAGUGAUCCUGAAAGAUUUGAUUCUAUGCUAUUAGCCAUGGCACAGCAACACGAGGGUGGCGUAAAAGACUUACUUAAAACCAUAGUAAGUUUUCUUGCAAGAAAAACGGACUUCUUCACCGGUGGUAAAGAAGGCGAGUGGGAAAAAGUUUUACAAGAUACAUUCUAUGAAUAUGCAAGAAAGGCUAGAGAAGAAGCAAACAAAAUAAAGAAAGAAAAAGAGGAAGCAGACAAAAGACUUAAAGAAAUUCAGCAGCGGAAAGAGCAAGAGAGAUUAGCUCAGGAUUUUGAACCUGCAUCAGUUGUAGAACUCACUGACCAAGAGGCAGUUGAAAUGCAGGAAGAACUUGACAAAAAUAAGAAAAAAAAAGUAGAAGAUGGCAGUGGUGAUGGUGCUAGUGGGAGCUCUCCGAAAGAAAUGGAAACAGAGGUUCCUGAUGAAGAAGAUGAUCCUAAGGAGAAGGGCAAAUUGAAACCUAACUCUGGGAAUGGCUGUGACCUUGAACACUAUAGAUGGACCCAAACCUUAGAGGAAGUAGAGCUACGGGUACCACUGCGACAGGUGCUACGACCGCGCGACCUAAACGUGGUCAUCGGCAAGAAACACCUGAAGGUCGGCAUCAAAGGUCAGCCGCUCAUCAUCGACGGCGAACUCGAUGCCGAUGUCAAGGUCGAAGAGUCCACAUGGGUGCUACAAGAUGGACGCAACUUGCUUGUCAAUCUGGAAAAGGUGAACAAAAUGAAUUGGUGGAGCAGGCUAGUCACAACAGACCCAGAGAUAUCUACUAGGAAAAUUAAUCCAGAACCAUCUAAGCUGUCUGAUUUGGACGGUGAAACGCGUGGUCUAGUGGAGAAGAUGAUGUACGACCAACGGCAAAAGGAAAUGGGCCUUCCUACCAGUGAUGAACAAAAGAAACAAGAUGUACUUAAAAAGUUUAUGGAACAACAUCCCGAAAUGGAUUUCUCUAAGUGCAAGUUUAAUUGAAGAAUUGUUUAGCUUUUAAUUUUUAUUCUACUGGUACUAAUUUCAACAUGUAGUUUUAUUUCUCUCACCGAAAUAAACUGUGCAUUUUUAUCAAUGCAAAAUUGUGUUCUAUUAAAGUCAUUUUUU
Diatraea saccharalis (sugarcane borer) is the source of this 1240-nucleotide messenger RNA. NCBI's taxonomy places the organism in Eukaryota, Metazoa, Arthropoda, Insecta, Lepidoptera, Crambidae. The record is from the annotation of a GenBank genome assembly.